This is a messenger RNA of Dibothriocephalus latus, 627 nucleotides long. The record is from the annotation of a GenBank genome assembly. Lineage: Eukaryota; Metazoa; Platyhelminthes; Cestoda; Diphyllobothriidea; Diphyllobothriidae.
AUGCUAGCCUGGGAUGCGUUAACCUACGCCACCGCCAGUCUCUGUGCGUUCUUCGUCUUCCUUCUCUUCAAUAUUCCACCCUUUGCACGAGGUGGUCAGCUGUGGUUAAUUGGCCUCCUACUCACUGCUUUUGGCUGGGCUGUGAUCCCCGAGAUGUACGUCCUCUCGGUCCUCUUCAGCACCCCCACCUCCGGCCUCAUCUGGCUCGGUGCACUCAAUAUCUUCUCUGGCAUAAUAGGAAUGUUGAUAGUUGAAUCGCUCUGCCUACCAAUGAUUCAUCAGCAGCUGCUGGCCUUGUACAUUCGCAAGGUGCUGAUCUUCUUAUCACCGGCCUACGCUCUCACAGAUGCCAUAUUUUCAGUCCACACAAACUUUGAGUACACUCGUCUCUGCGCUGCUCCCGAAGUCCAGUCCUUUUGUUUGCUGCUCCCUCAGCUGCCCUGCUGUCUUCAGACCUGUGAUCCAUACUGUGCGUACUACACGGACAACGUCCUAGCCUUCACAACCGCCGGAAUUGGCAAGCAUUUGGUUGCAAUGGCCGUUCAAGGCCUCGUAUUUGGCUUUUUCGUACUUGUUGCCGACACAGUCGUCGCUCGACGCCUCUGGAUUACCCUCAAGUCCUGUUAG